GUCGGCCACGUUUCGCCAUCGGCAGGCUUGUUACUAAGCCACUCGUCAGUUAUUUGUAACUUCUUCUUCAUUUAUCACGUUAUCAAAGUAGUAUCUUUUAAAAAUGAGUGCUCCAGGAACUGCCCCUGCGUAUAAAAUUGGAAUAGUAAAGCAGGUAUUGUCAGGAGACACGAUUAUAAUAAGAAAGGCGCCGAUAGGAGGGCCUCCACCUGAGAAAGUAAUAGCGCUUUCGGGAGUGACGGCCCCGAAACUAGCUCGCCAGAGGACCGCCAAUAACGACAAUGAAACUAAAGAUGAACCAUAUGCAUGGGAAGCACGGGAAUUUUUACGGAAAAAGCUUGUCGGCAAGGAAGUGAUUUUCACCUCAGAGAAGCCUCCCAAUUCCGCCACCAGGGAGUAUGGCUAUGUGUGGGCCGGCAAGGACCCCACUAAAGAUGAGAACAUUACUGAGGCACUCCUUGCUGAAGGUCUGGCCAAAGUAAGAGAGGGUGGAAGAAAUAUACCACAACUGAAGAGGCUUGUUGAAAUCGAGGAUGUCGCCAAAUCGCAAGGAAAAGGCAUCUGGGGAACAGACCUUCAGGAGCACAUUCGAGAUGUCAAAGGUGUCAUUGAGAAUCCAAAAGCCUUUGUAAACAAAUUCAAUGGCCAGCCCAUUAAGGCUAUUGUUGAGUAUGUCCGAGAUGGAUCAACAGUCAGGCUAUGCCUUCUGCCGGACUUUUACCAGAUUACACUUAUGCUGUCUGGAAUCAGAUGCCCAGCAGUAAAGCAAGAUGGCGAAUCAGAACCCUACGCUGAAGAAGCUCGGUUCUUUGUAGAAUCUAGACUGCUGCAGAAGGAUAUUGAAGUGAUCCUAGAGUCUGUAAACAAUAACAACUUUGUGGGCACCAUCUUACAUCCCCAAGGAAACAUUGCCGAGGCUUUGCUCAGACAGGGAUUCGCGAAAUGCGUUGACUGGUCUUUAGCAGUCAUGAAAUCUGGUGCGUCGACCCUGAGAGCUGCCGAACGCGCGGCCAAAGACGCCAAGCUGCGCAUCUGGACCAACUACGUGAGCAAUGCCCCGAUCAUCGCUGCCAAGGACAAAGAAUUCAGCGCCACCGUGCUCGAAGUGGUAAAUGGUGACGCCCUUGUUGUCAAGAUGUCCAAUGGCACCACCAAGAAGAUAUUCCUUGCCAGCAUCAGGCCACCUCGCGAAAAGAACAGCCCAGAUGAAGAAGGGAAGCAGUCACCAAGGCCUAAAGGUUUCAAACCCCUCUAUGACAUUCCUUGGAUGUUUGAAGCUCGAGAGUCCCUCAGGAAAAAACUUGUUGGCAAGAAGGUUAAUGUGACUGUGGACUACAUCCAGCCUGCUAAAGACAACUUCCCAGAGAAGAUUUGCUGCACUGUGGUAGCCAGUGGAACUAAUGUUGCUGAAGCGUUGGUGUCUAAAGGUUACGCAACAGUUGUCAGAUACAGAAAUGACAAUGAUCAGAGAAGCUCGCAUUACGAUAAACUGCUAGAAGCGGAACUGAAGGCGCAGAAAGCCGGUAUCGGUGUCCAUGCUAAGAAAGACAUCCCCACGCACCGCGUCCAGGACACGAGCGGUGACGCUGCCAAGUCCAAAAAGUUCUUCCCGUUCUUGAAGAGGGCACAAAAAACAGAAGCAACUGUAGAGUUUGUAGCGAGCGGUUCGCGUAUGCGACUAUAUAUCCCCAAGGAAUCUGUCGUGAUUACUUUCCUGCUAGCUGGAAUUAACUGCCCUCGAGGUGCCCGCCCGGCCAUCGGCGGCGGCGGCAUGCAGGACGCUGAGCCCUUCGGCGAAGAAGCCUUGCAGUUUACUAAAGAGAAGUGUCUACAACACGAUGUAGUGGUUACCAUCGAAGAGAUGGACAAAGCCGGCAACUUCAUCGGCUGGCUGUGGGUGGACAACGAGAACCUGUCCGUGUCGCUGGUCGAGCACGGGCUCGCCUCUAUGCACCACACUGCCGAGACCUCCGAGUUUGCAAGAGUUAUUAAGAACGCCGAAGAAAAUGCGAUCAAGAAGCGUCUCGGUAUCUGGAAAGACUAUGUCGAAGCAGAAAAGGAGACUGAAAGAGAAAAGAAUGCACCAGUCCAGGAUCGUGUCGUGAAAUACGAGAAGGUCAUCGUGACUGAAGUUACACCAGAAGGGCACUUUUAUGCUCAGAGCGUCGAUUUGGGCACUAAGCUAGAGGCUUUGAUGGAAAAGAUUCACCAAGAGUUCAAGGCUAACGCUCCUCUGCCCGGUUCAUAUGUGCCACGGAGAGGAAAUGUUUGCGCAGCUCGUUUCUCUUUGGACGAUCAAUGGUACAGAGCGAAAGUGGAAAAAGUGGCUGAAGACAAAACUGCUCAUAUCUUCUACAUUGAUUACGGAAACCGCGAGGUUGUGAGCAGCACACUGCUGGCGGCGCUGCCGGCGGGCACGGAAAGCGACCCGCCGUACGCGAGCGAGUACACGCUGUGCUGCGUCAAGUUCCCGGCGGACCCCGACGACAGGCUCGAGGCUGUACGCGCGCUCUCCAUGGACACGCUCAACAAGAAGCUGCUGCUCAACGUGGAGACGCGCGGCUCCCCGCCCGCCGUCACCCUCGUUGACUCCACCACCAAUCUUGAUCUCGGCAAGAAUCUGAUCAAGGAAGGGCUCGUGCUGAUGGAGAGCGUGCGCGACCACCGGCUGGCAGGGCUGGUGAGCGAGUACCGCGCGGCGCAGGAGCACGCUAAGAGCUCGCGGCUCAACCUGUGGCGGCACGGCGACAUUACUGAGGACGACGCUGUUGAGUUCGGAGCGCGCCGCUAGCGCUCGCUUCCUUGGUACGAUGCUACCACCUCGCCUUCGCACACGCUCUACUGUGCCACGUGCACUCAACUACACGUCGAAACCAUCGUCUACACCCUCAUAUACGAGUUUUUGUGAAGGCAACCAUGUACAUAACAUGUCUUUAAAACAUCUCCCGCUAUGAGAAGUGCAGUGUGCAGCAUAUACAUAUGAAUUUUAAAGAGUUGUGACUGUGAAUGAACAUUCUAUAUGUAUCUCCGAUGUAUUUAGAUAUCAUAUUAAUGUUGUCUUCCCAAAAACGUGAAUCUGCUAUAAUUCUCAAUAUUUGAAUCAUGAAUCCAUAUAAUUUUUUUUUUUUGUUUUGAAUGAUUAGGAUAAUGUGUCAAAAAUUGAUUUAUAUUGGUACUAAUCAGUAAUUUAUAAGUUUAUAGUGUUUUGCCCCGCGAGCAGUGACGGUGAGAGGAUGCAUCCUAUUCGUACUUGUGUGUGUGCACGCAUUACUACGUUAAGUAUGGUUGUAAGUAGGUAUUCUUUCUUGUUAGAGGGACCUAUUGUGAACAUCCAUGAUUUAAAAUAUUUACUACUUAUAAUGAACUUCUCUAUUUUUGUGAAUACAAACAACCAUGAAUUUAUAAUUAUGUGAAAGAAAACAAAUUGUUGAACAUAAUUUUUGAAUUUUUUACAUUUUAGUUUAUCAGGAAAUACAAAUAACGUAGUGUUUAUUAUGUCGUUGUUAGUUUAUUUAUUUCACAUAUAAAAUCUAUUAUCAUAUCAUGAAUUACUUUCACUGUAGCUUAAUUAACUCUUGCUUAAAUUGUAUAUUUUGUACUUUGUUGAGACAUGUCUGCUAACCGCCGCUCUACUAUUCCUAAUGGAACUCUCUUUCUUUCAAAUAAUAGUUAUUUACUAUUUUAAGAGCCA
This is a messenger RNA of Pectinophora gossypiella (pink bollworm), 3691 nucleotides long. It is a transcript of the gene Tudor-SN, whose product is annotated as staphylococcal nuclease domain-containing protein 1. Gene Ontology annotation, cellular component: nucleus; cytosol; RISC complex. The record is from RefSeq and is a predicted model, not a curated record. Bases 104 to 2791 code for a protein of 895 amino acids. Lineage: Eukaryota; Metazoa; Arthropoda; Insecta; Lepidoptera; Gelechiidae. Gene Ontology annotation, molecular function: nuclease activity; RNA binding. Gene Ontology annotation, biological process: regulatory ncRNA-mediated gene silencing; mRNA catabolic process. The transcript has 10 exons.